This is a messenger RNA of Fusarium keratoplasticum, 300 nucleotides long. RefSeq lists its product as uncharacterized. The coding region runs from base 1 to 300 and encodes 99 amino acids. The transcript has 3 exons. The record is from RefSeq and is a predicted model, not a curated record. Lineage: Eukaryota; Fungi; Ascomycota; Sordariomycetes; Hypocreales; Nectriaceae. Gene Ontology annotation, cellular component: extracellular region.
AUGAAGUUCUUCACUGUCCUCUCCCUUCUCUUCGCUGGCGCUUCCGCCAUGCCUGCCGCUGCCGUGGCCGACUACGAUGCCUGCCCUGAUGGUGGUCUCUUCGGUAACCCUCAGUGCUGCGGUGUUGAUCUCGUCAGCCUAGUCGCCUUCGAUUGUCGAUCCCCUGUCGAGGUUCCAAAGGACGCUGCCCAUUUCGCGGCUAUAUGUGCCAAGUCUGGCCAGCGCGCUCGCUGCUGCGGCGCCGCUGAGGUUGCCGACCUUGGUCUCCUUUGCCAGAAGCCCGUUGGCGUCGCUGCUUAA